Molecule: messenger RNA, 1827 nt
Organism: Metopolophium dirhodum (rose-grain aphid)
Lineage: Eukaryota; Metazoa; Arthropoda; Insecta; Hemiptera; Aphididae
Product: GATA zinc finger domain-containing protein 14-like
Exons: 2
Coding region: 166-1518 (450 amino acids)
Source: RefSeq, a predicted model, not a curated record
UAUCCGAAAAACAAAAAAACUCCCUUAUUAUGCAAUGUUCUACAUCAUUCAGUUGCAGUCAAGCCUGGUGAGUAUUUUUACUUCAUAUUCAUUAUUGAGUUGUAACUUUGUUACAAAGCCACAAGGGUAUAAUUAUUUAUCUAUUUAGAAACAAAAUAUAUAAAUAUGAAUUCAACAUCACCUUCAGUUAAUCUGAAGAUAAUUUGUAGUACUCCAAACACAAAAAAAGUACACAGUUUUGAAGUUACCCCAUUAAUAAGUCCAAUAAAAACACAAAUUCAAGAACAAAGUUAUAAUUUGCCAACUGAUUCAUAUUAUGAUGGAGAUUGUGUCUUGAAUAAUCAAAAUAUAGCAAAAAAUAAUAUUUUUCCAUACAACAAACACAUAUUGACAUUACCAAGAAAAUUAGAACUUAGCGGCUUUGAAAUCUUAAAUUCUUCACAACAAACAGAUAAUAGUGAACAAAAUGGAGACAUACAAAAGCUGAAUUAUUCAGACAGUAGACAGAGUGAAAUAUAUUUUAUUAGUAGGGAUCCUAAAAAAUUUCAAUACAAAAAUUAUAUUUCAAAAUCAAACAUAAGUAAUUUAAGUAAUGUGUCUAGUGAAAAAUCAUAUAACAGAAAAAAAAAAAAAAUUAACAGUAGAAAUAUAAGUUCAGCUUAUUUUGAAGACAAUUCAAAAAAAGUAGAAUUCCCAGAGUCAGAUUUUAAGAAACCAUCAAUCGUAUUUACAAAUAAAAGUAGUACAGUAUUAAAACAAAGUUUAAGUGAAAAGAUUAAAAAAAAUUCUUCACUUUUCAAUAAGAAUAGGUUAGUAAGUGAAUCAAUAACAAGCCCACCAAUUAAUAUAAAAACAUCAAACCCAAAACAAACUAAAUACAACAACCAGCAAUCAACUUCAGAAUCAUGGAGUAGGAUAAGUGAAACAUUCAAUGAGAUUUCAUUUUCUGAUUUCGAUAAGACAUCACAAACAGAAACAAUGACGAAACACAAUCAAAGUAAGAGCAUGCAUCAUAAUGAAAUAGAACAAGAUUCAAGUUUAAAGUAUUACGAUACACGGGAAAAAAAUGCGAAUAGUUGGUGUGUGGAAUCACAAAAUAAUAACAGAGAAGAGGAUAGCAUUUCAAGUAUUAAUUCUUCCCCAAAAGUUGCUAAUGAAUUUAAUAAUUAUGAAGAUCAUAAAAUAUAUGAGCCGAGUAUGUCUCAUUUAAGUUUGCCUACAUUUACUGAUACUAUUUCAUUAAACUCAACAUUGAAUUCAGAUAAACUAGUCUCCAUUCAACAUCAAUCUAUAAGUUGGUCAGAAGAUAGUUCCAAUGCAAUUCAUUAUGAAGAAAACUACAUAAAGCAAAAUAAUGGUACUGUAGUAAUUAAUAACACACUCUCCGAAGAGAUACAAUUUACAUCAAAAGAAAAUAUAUCCAUGAGUUUUUCAUCAGAAAAUAACUCAUCAAUAUUUUCUACAGCAGACAGUCUGGCAUACAUAUCAAAUUUUAAUGUGAGUAUAAAAAUAUUAUAAAUUUAUUUUUUAGAAUUAUUCAUUAAAAAAAAAAAAAAAAUUUUUAGGAAAACUUGGAAUAAACUAUUUGGAAAAUUCUAAGACACAGGAAUCAUAAUAGAAAGUAUAAGCGUCACAUUUAUUUUAGUAAAAACUAAAAAGUAUAAUUUAUUUUGCUUUUAUUAACAAAUAAAAAUUUGUACUACACGAUAUAUAAAAAAAACAUACAAUAUAUUAAUACAGAAUAAUAUUGUUUAAAAAUACAAAAGCAAUUUUUAAUAUUAACAAUAACAGUAUAUUAAGCAAGGUAAUUAUCUACAGUUUUAUUUA